Molecule: messenger RNA, 1460 nt
Organism: Neurospora tetraspora
Lineage: Eukaryota; Fungi; Ascomycota; Sordariomycetes; Sordariales; Sordariaceae
Product: acyl-CoA N-acyltransferase
Exons: 2
Coding region: 270-1019 (249 amino acids)
Biological process (GO): N-terminal protein amino acid acetylation
Cellular component (GO): NatA complex
Molecular function (GO): protein N-terminal-serine acetyltransferase activity; protein-N-terminal-glutamate acetyltransferase activity
Source: RefSeq, a predicted model, not a curated record
CGACACGCUUCCCUUGUAAGUCCGGCCCCCGUUCAAUAAGCCCGCUCUAUACUAGCUUGAUACUCUCCGUUGCCGGGGAUACCUACCCUUCUGUUGACAUAGCUGUUACUAACCAAUCCAGCUACUUCCCACAGAGCCCUUCCCAAGUUGAAGCUAUCACCAAGUCCGUCGUCACCUACCCACGACACGACACACCCUCCCACCACUCGAGCACCACUCAGCAAACCACCACCCAGCCAAACGAACCCCUAGACAACCUAACCGCCACAAUGGAUAUCCGCGUCCUCCGCCCCUCGGACAUCCCGCUGAUCCAGCACGCCAACAUCGAGAACCUGCCCGAGAACUACUUCCUCAAGUACUACCUGUACCACGCGCUCUCGUGGCCUCAGCUGUCCUACGUGGCCGUCGACGUGAGCCGCCCGGCCAAGAGCGCCUACGACUACCCCAAGAUCGUCGGCUACGUCCUGGCCAAGAUGGAGGAGGAGCCGACGGACGGUGUGCAGCACGGACACAUUACUAGCUUGAGCGUGAUGCGCACGCAUAGGAGACUGGGUAUUGCGGAGAAGUUGAUGAGGCAGUCUCAACAAGCAAUGGUAGAAACCUUCGGCGCCCACUACGUCUCGCUGCACGUGCGCGUCUCCAACGCCGCCGCCAUCCACCUGUACCGCGACACUUUGGGGUUCAAAACCGAAAAAACGGAAGCCAAGUACUACGCCGACGGCGAGGACGCCUUCUGCAUGAAGCUCGACCUGGGACCUAUCCGCGAGGCUCUUCAGAACGAGCUUCUGGAGCAGGACGGCGAGAAGAAGGAUAAGGACUCCUCCUCCAAAAAGAAGCAGAUUGAAGACGGCGGAAAGGGUGGUGGAUCGGAAGGUGUGGAUGAGGGUGAGGCCGUUGGUGAUGUUGGUCGUGAUCCGGAGGCUGCUGAUUCCAAGAAAGAGGAUAAGACGGUCAAGGUCAAGGUCGGUAGGGGGUUAGGAGUUGGUGAGUUGGUGGAGAGGGAUGAGAGUAAACACUAGAAUAGACUGUCUGUUGUGACGACGGUCUAGAAAGUGUAAGGGGAGAGAAGAUGAGCGUUGAAAUUAGACUUGGCAUUACUGCUGGCUGGGGUUGGGAAAAGGAAAGGAAAAAAAGAUUCUUUUGCUUUACAGGAGGAGACUGGCGUCUAGACCCUACCUACCCUGUUCGAUCACUUCGAAAACGGUGGAAAGAAUGAAUACCCGCUUAGUGGACAAUGACGGAAGCAUGUGAAGGACAUGUUGAUGAUUGUGAGGCCAGCUGUUUGUUGGUGUAGUCAAUACCCAUGCUGCCAUGGUAUGAAUAGUAAGGAAUGAAGCUGGCAUGCUGGACGAAAAGGGGUAAAGUAAACAUUGAACAACAGUAAGAUCGCCCAGAAAAGAGGAGGUAGGCAAGAAUAUCACGGUAUAAAACUAUUUCACAACGGAGAACUCCAAAUGUCU